UGUGGGUCAAACCGAAAACGAGCCUUCGAAGCAUCUAAGAAAACAGGUAACGGCCGAAAGUGAUCAGUCGCACUUUCAGCUGUGCAACGGGAUAGAUAUAGCUGGAAGGUGCAUUCCCCCGUUCACUUUUGCUUUCCCUGCAUUGCUACUUUCGUUUAUUUGGAUAUUUCUCUUUCCCAUGUGGCAGCGGGUUGUGUAUCGUCUGCAGUUAGCCGAUUCCAAUUUUAUGUGUCGCGCUUCGAUUUGAAAGCUUUUUGGAAAGUGUGGUUGAAGGAAUAGUUAUGUGGUUCUGUUGUAAAAGGAAUUGGUGAUUUUUUUCUCUCACUUCAUCCUCGCUUAUCUUCUAGCCUACGUUAAAUUUAGUGGGUGUGACUUGUCGCUAUAGCAUCUUCCAAUCAGCGUGGUAUCCUCGCCGUCAGAACGGAUUCCUUGAUCUGUGAGGGGUGUUCUUUCCCUUUCCUUCCUACCUGUUCCCAAUCCCUGGUCCAAUGUCUCUCCUUCCACCUGUCUGGGUCCUGACAACAGCACUGGCAUUGUUAUGGGCUGAAAGUGGAUUCACCACACCAUUAAACAAUAAUCAAUUGCACUACCAAAUGUCUCCCGAAGAGCUUCAAAGGAUAUUUCAAGUCAAUUCCCCCGACCAAGUGCCAGAAUACCAAGUUGUACAUUUACGAUCAAUAUCAAAAAGGGACGCUUCCGCGGGAGAUGUGAAGCAAAUACAGAGAAUCCAACAGAUUUAGGCACGACGUAUCACGACGAAAAACAAAUGGCUGCCAUACUUAUGAGGAAUGGAGACAAUGGCCAGUUGGAAAUGGAGGGCACGAUAGGAAAUGAACUUGUCAUACAACCUGUGCCACCACAACUGACAAAGUAUGACGAAGAAUUUGUUGAUGAUGAAAUGUUUCUAGAUGAAGACGAAGUAGAGGAACUAAAAAGGAUGAACUACUCUCAGCCUCGAAAGCCAAAUACUACUUAUUCAAAAGGCAAUAAAGGAAAGCAUAUAAUCUACAAGAAAAAAGUACCACAAGUCUUCAAAGAUAAUCAUUCAGAUUACCUUCCCUUGGAAAUGGAGGAGUUCGCCAACAAAACUCUACGCCGUUCUAAAAGACAAGCUUCACCAGACACUGUUUGGCCAGAAGUGUUAUUAGUAGUUGAUUAUGAAUCUUAUAUUCUUCAUGGGGGUAAUAGCAGAGACGUGAAAAGAUAUUUCAUUAGCUUCUUCAAUGGUGUGGAUCUCAGGUAUAAACUUUUACAUCACCCAAGAGUCCGUAUAAGUUUGGCUGGAAUGAUCGUCGCCAAGGACCGUGAUGCUACACCGUACCUUGAAAGAAACCGUCUCCGCCCACCCAAUGCAGAUGCCGUUGAUGCGGCUGGUGCUCUCACCGACAUGGGCAAGUACUUGUACAGAGAACAUCGACUGCCCACAUACGAUUUGGCGGUUGUCAUUACUAAGUUAGACAUGUGUCGACGAAGAUUCCCAGGUGGAAGAUGCAAUCGUGGCACAGCAGGGUUCGCUUAUGUGGGAGGUGCCUGCGUUGUAAAUAAAAGAUUAGAAAAAGUGAACAGCGUUGCCAUAAUCGAAGAUAGUGGUGGAUUCAGUGGCAUAAUUGUAGCUGCCCAUGAAAUAGGUCAUCUAUUGGGUUGCGUCCAUGAUGGCUCUCCCCCACCCAGUUACCUCGGGGGUCCAGGAGCUACCCACUGCCCUUGGGAAGAUGGCUUCAUCAUGAGUGACCUUAGACAUACAGAGCGAGGAUUUAAAUGGUCAUCAUGUAGUGUUGAACAAUUCAAGCAUUUCUUGAACGGUGAAACUGCCACAUGUUUAUUCAACUUUCCUCACGAAAAUGACCUGCUGGUUCGAGUCUUGCCAGGAACCAUGUUGUCCUUGGAUGAACAAUGCAAAAGAGACAGAGGAACAACAGCCUGCUUUAAAGAUGCAAGAGUUUGUGCUCAGCUUUUCUGUUUUGAUACUGCUUCCGGAUAUUGCGUGUCAUAUAGACCUGCUGCAGAAGGUUCUGUAUGCGGUGAUGGUCAGGUCUGCAAAAACGGUAGAUGUCUGGCAGAAAUCGAAAAUAUAAUCCCAGAUUACAGCCAUGUCACAGAAACCUACGUGGAAGCAGAGGAAAGAAUGGACAGAAGUCACGAGGAAAGUGUUAAAUCUUUCCCAACAACACAACCUCCGACUUCAAGAAGAGGAAGGAGACUGAGGGCUUCUCGACGACCGACCAGAAGCGUAUCCAUUAUCAAGUCUUCAACAGAUGGGCAUUCUUCUAGGUUAGAAAAUACCAGAACGGAUGAACGUUCUAUAUAGGAAUAUUUCCUAAUUAAUCUGAUCUCAAUGAAGGGAAUGCCCACUGAAUCUUUGAAGAAGGUUCAACCUAAAAGCCAUUCAUCGCUUCAUAUCUUUCCGGCCAUUCACUUCCAUUAUGUAAAAACAGUUGAAAACUUGCCAAAGGUAGUGGAGGAGACAGAUUUCAUCUUUACCUCAUCUGUUACUAUACUUCAUGGAAAAAAACAAGGAAAUCAAAAUCUGUCUACAAGUACUACAUUAUGAAAGAAAGGAUAAGAGUAAAUUAUUGAAAAUAUAAAGAGUACAAAGAUCGAAAAUCCGAUUUUCAGCAAUUAAACACAUUUCCACCAUCAUUUAGAGGUAUGAAAAUUUCUAUGGCGAUACAUAAAAAGGUUGAAAGUGAAUAAUCCUAUAUACUCACCCAUUUCAUGGACCAUUUUACACCGGCAUACUUAAAUGAACUGAUUAUAUAACUGGAAAAGAAUCAAUUCCUGAUCACAUAAUGAACUGUGAUAUUCGAUUUUAUUAUCCAAGUUUAUGCAUAUUGGAUGGCUGCUAAUGGAAAGAAUUUCGUGCUGUGAUAAAGCAAAGACAAAUAUAGUGCCAGGUGUAUAGUAUUUUUGGAAUAAAGACUAUAUGUGAAUGGCACCAAAAUAUAAUUGAUAUGUUACUGUUUAGAAAAUAUCUUUAGCAGAAUUAAGACAAACCAGAUAAUAUACACUAUAUGCUGCAAAUAAAUUAAUAAACUUACCAUUAAAAUAGAUUUUACUAAACUUUUACCCAAAUUUGAUGCUUUAAAAUAUUUUUUUCUCUAUAAUUUCAUAGAAAAAAAAACAUUUGAUGAACUUCAGAUAAUUUAGAAACAAAAGAAUACAAGCAAAAAAUUUUUAAUUGCAAAACAAAUAUAGUGAUAUUGAACAAUAUUAAUUUUAGAGUAUUUACUUAAAAAUGGAAAAGUAGAGUCUAAAUAUUUGAUUUUCUGUUAGGGUUAUUCAAAUACAAAACAUUUCAAACAUCAAUAAUGAUUUUUUAAAUAUUUAUGACAAAAAAAAAAAAAAAUCUAAAAUAGCAAACCUUAGUAUUGCAAAUGAGGCUAAUUUUUCAGGUUAUAUCUAUAGCAACAUGAAGUAUAAUAUUUUCAGCAUAAAAGUCUGGUUUGUUUUAAUUUGGAAUGUUUCACUUCAUUUCAAAAGUUUUUUGAAGUGGAUGAUGAAAUGCUCUUCUGGUAAUUGGAAAAUAAUUUACCUUGGGGCAUACACUGUAACAUAAAAUGUAUUCAUGAUUACUGCUAAAAAAAAUAUGCUUGAAUAAAAAUUGUUCAUUUACUUGAUCCUGGUUGACAGAAGAAAACUGUACAAUCUAUUCUUGAAGCCAGGUUCAAGAACUAUUUAAAAUAAGUGAAUUUUAUGUUAUAUUAAAGCAUUUUUUUUU
Argiope bruennichi is the source of this 3718-nucleotide messenger RNA. Its product is annotated as A disintegrin and metalloproteinase with thrombospondin motifs like. Lineage: Eukaryota; Metazoa; Arthropoda; Arachnida; Araneae; Araneidae. Gene Ontology annotation, biological process: proteolysis. Gene Ontology annotation, molecular function: metalloendopeptidase activity. The record is from RefSeq and is a predicted model, not a curated record.